UUCUUCUUUCUCCUACCACUAAUCCCUCAAAUUCUUCAAGAGAUAAAUUCUUGAAAAGACAAAAAAACAAAGGGCUCAAAUGGCUUCCAAAGCUUCAGCCUCACUUGCUUUCCUCCUCUCUCUCAAUCUCCUAUUCUUCACCUUUGUCUCAGCAUGUGACAAUUGCUAUGUCCCUGCCCCACCCAAGCCCAAGCCAUGCCCUCCUACUAAACCAAACCCUCCAUCUAACUAUGGAAAGUGUCCCAAGGACACCCUUAAAAUCGGCGUCUGUGCCAAGCUUCGUGGCCUCGUCGACCUUACCAUCGGCACCCCAGUGACCCCAUGUUGCACGUUGGUUCAAGGACUUGCUGAUCUUGAAGCCGCUGUCUGCCUUUGCACUGCCAUUAAGGCUAGCGUUUUGGGAAACAAGAUUAAAAUCCCACUCCACCUCAGCUUGCUCCUUAACGUUUGCAACAAGAACCUUCCCAAUGGAUUCCAAUGCUAAUUUUAUAUAAUUAGCCUUUUCUUUAUUCUUGAAUCUUUUAGUACUUUGAAGUCUUGUGGUUUGAGGUCUUCUCUUUUAGACUUCAUUCCAAAUUAUUCUUGGUUGUUCGUUGAUUUUCUUUAUCAGAUCUCUCUUUUCCUGUUGGGGUAGUUGAAAUGAUUCAAUAAAUUAAUUUUACAAUUGGUGAAUUA
Messenger RNA from Cucumis sativus (cucumber), 675 nucleotides. Its product is annotated as 14 kDa proline-rich protein DC2.15. Lineage: Eukaryota; Viridiplantae; Streptophyta; Magnoliopsida; Cucurbitales; Cucurbitaceae. The record is from RefSeq and is a predicted model, not a curated record.